UGAGAUGUUGAUGUAGGAAGGCACAGGAACACCCUCAGACAGAGACCACUGGCUUGACCACUGUAGCAAAUUCUUCCCCACCCAAGCCUCCUGAGAUUAACAGUUCUUUAGCAGCCCGUAACAAAAUCGCAGAAACUACAUGCCGAACAGUGAGUUGUCUCGUUGAGAGAGGACGUGCUGAUGAACUAGUCUCGACGCCGGCCGGUCGGACAGACGGAGGGGAGGGACGGCUGCAGAGGACGUGAUGAGUAGCCCCGCGAGUGUUUUCUGGUGAAUGGAUCAGGGUGAGCCGUGAAGAUGCGUUGCCUGGCAGCCCGCGUCCACUACAAGACGCUGAUUGUGAUCUGCGCCCUGCUCACGCUCCUCACCGUCCUGCUGUGGAACAAAUGCUCCACCGAGAGGCCGCUGCGGUUCCUGCCCAGGCCCCAGCCCGCGCCCAGCCCCAAGGGCGACGGCAGCCUCCUGCAGCAACCCCCGCAGCCCCCCGAGCCCCCUCCCGUGGUCGGGGGGGUCAAGUACGAAGAGAUCGACUGCCUCAUCAACGACGAGGACACUAUUAAGGGCCGGCGAGAGGGUGGCGACGUGUACCUGCCCUUCAGCUGGAUGGAGAAGUACUUCGAGGUGUACGGCAAGGUGGUGCAGUACGAUGGCUACGACCGCUUCGAGUUUUCGCACAGCUACUCGAAGGUGUACUCCCAGCGUGAGCCCUACCACCCCAGCGGCGUCUUCAUGUCCUUCGAAGGCUACAACGUGGAGGUUCGGGACCGUGUCAAGUGUAUCAGUGGAGUAGAAGGAGUACCUCUGUCCACGCAGUGGGGGCCGCAGGGCUACUUCUACGCCAUCCAGAUCGCCCAGUACGGCCUGAGCCACUACAGCAAGAACCUGACGGAGCGUCCGCCACACAUGGAGGUGUACGACAUGGCGGAGGAGCGAGACAGCCGGCCUAGUGCCUGGACCGUCCCCAAGGGCUGCUCCCUCAGCCGCGUCUACGACAAGACGCGCGCGUCCUCGGUCCGGCAGUUCAGCGCACCAGAGAAUUCCGAAGGGGUCUCUCUUCCGCUGGGAAACACAAAGGACUUCAUCAUCUCCUUCGACUUGAAGUUCGUGUCCAACGGGAGUGUUUCCGUUGUCCUGGAAACCACAGAGAAGGGGCCUCCGUUUGUCAUUCACUACGUCACCACCUCGCAGCUCAUCGCCUUCAAGGACCGAGACAUCACCUACGGCAUCGGCCCCCGCACCGCCUGGACCACAGUGACCCGGGACCUUCUGACAGACCUGCGCAAGGGCAUCGGCCUGUCCAACACGAAAGCCGUCAAGGCCACCAAGACGAUGCCGCGGCGCGUGGUGAAACUGGUGCUCCACGGGCGUGGCGCCAUCGACAACGUCACCAUCUCCACCACCUCGCACAUGGCUGCCUUCUUCGCGGCCAGCGACUGGCUGGUGCGGAACCAGGACGAGCGGGGUGGCUGGCCCAUCAUGGUCACGCGCAAGCUGGGCGAGGGCUUCCGGGCGCUGGAGCCCGGCUGGUACUCGGCCAUGGCACAGGGCCAGGCCAUGUCCACACUGGUGCGCGCCUACCUGCUGACCAAGGAUGACGUGUACCUGCGGGCGGCCCUGCGCGCCACGGGGCCCUAUCGCAUGCCCUCGGAGCAGCACGGCGUCAAGGCCGUGUUCAUGAACAAGUACGACUGGUACGAGGAGUACCCCACUACGCCCAGCUCCUUCGUACUCAACGGCUUCAUCUACUCGCUCGUCGGCCUGUACGACCUGGCCGAGACGGCGGGCGAGAAGCUGGGCAGGGACGCCGGCCAGCUCUUCAGCAAGGGCAUGGAGUCCCUCAAGGCCAUGCUGCCACUCUACGACACGGGUUCCGGAACCAUCUAUGACCUUCGCCACUUUAUGCUGGGCUCGGCCCCCAACCUGGCCCGCUGGGACUACCACACCACGCACAUUAACCAGCUGCAGCUGCUGGGCACCAUAGACAACUCGCCCAUCUUUAGGGACUUUGUCAAGCGCUGGAAAAGCUACCUAAAGGGAGGAAGGGCCAAGCACAACUAGGGCUGCUCACCGCCACCCAGCUGGUGAGGGGUGGACGGCGGCGCACUCACCUGCGGACAAGUCCAGUCACACCACGCCGGUGCUGGAGACGGAACGCAGUGUCCAAAUGGUGAAAAGUGGUGUGUUGCAGGUUCCAGCCUAGAAAAGUUACUGAACUCUUUUAGUAGUGUGCAGUUUUCUUUCCUGAAACUGUAAUUGCAGUGCUUAUCUUUGCUGUGAUGGCAGUAAUGCAUAGUAAUGCAUACAAAGAAAUGUGGCUCCCAGCAGUUUGCCGUUUCCUGAUGGGGUCGUGGUGAGGAUUAUUUUAUUCUCGAGUCUACACUAGAAAUCUUCAGGCCUGGAAUAUACAGUGAGUUAUUAACUCCUGAGAUGUCUGGGCUCUUUUUCUUUUUUUCCUGAUGAAAAAGUUAAAAGUGUGAGAGAAAGAAUUGUUUAUUAUUAGAGAGCUAAAACCAAACAUAUUAACAUGAGUAAUUACGGAUAUAACCGAAGCAAAUUCUCUAUUAUGACAGAACCCCAUCAAAAAUAUCAAGAAGGAUACCUUCUUGUGUGUGUGAAAAGAUUGCCUUUUAUAUGGACAGUUAAUUUUACAGUAACUGAGAGAGGUCUCUGGUUUAAAAAAUAAAAAAAAUAAAUAUAAAUUUUGGGUGAGCCUAGUUUAGCGGUGUAUUUUGCUACAAGUGAUCUUCCUUUGUUGUGGGAAUUCCUUCCCAUUCCUUGCUGUGCAGUAGCCCUCUCCCCGAGGAGACUAGUCCCAGAUUGGAAUAGCUUUGUUAGCCCUCUCCAUAACAUGGCCCCCUGUUGAGUAUGGAGCUUCACCACAAUCACCUUGUGUCUGUUUUGAUGCUGCAGCGGCAGGGCCCGUAAUCCAGUUAGGGUUUCGGUGCGAUGUUCUCAGGUUAGCGGGAUGGUGGUUUUCUAAAAUGGUGCGUUUGCGAGGCGCUCGGGAAAAACGCCUAAAGGCUUUGGCCCGCGACCGGCUGUCAGCACAUGCUCCCCCUCAAAGGUAGGAAAUUGUGGCGUUGGGAAGGGGAAAAAAAACUAAACCUGCCCUCUUUAGUUGUCGGAGGAGGAGCUUGGAGUGUAAUCCAAGACAACAAAGGGAAAGGAUUAACACAUUUGGCCUAUACUGGCUUGGGAACUUAGCCUAGCAUGACUGUAACGUUAGAGUUGAGGGUUCCCUUCAAUCGCCUCUUCUUUAGUCAGUGGCAGGCAGAUCUUAAAACAAGCUGAAAUCGAUUCGUUAUGUCAAAGACAAACUUAAAAAAAAAAAAAAGAAAGAAAUUCACAGUGAUUUUGUAAAAGGCCUAUUCUGUUUUGAAGGUUGCGACUUCAAACCUCUUCUCAUCUUUGCUUCAAGUUGAAGACUUUGCACUUUACUUGUGUGAUAGUGAUGCCUUGUAUGAAUCUCUCAACACAUUUAUCCAGUCCUGUAAUCCAAUGUUAGUGGAUUUCAUACGCAACAUUUGUUUGUUUCUCCAUUUCAGACUCCCUUGCCUUUCGACCCUUCCUAACACAGAGGAGAAUACAGUAAUAUAUAAGGGAAUAUUUUCAGAAUAAAGCAUUAGCCUAACUUUGUUCACUUCAGUUUAGUGCUGACUCUUUAGUCUAGCUUUGUUUACUUCAGUUUAGCGCUGACUCAUGAAACCUCUAGCUCUAGCUCUCUAGCCUCUAGCUGACUCUUGUUCAUCGUCAUUGGAACGAGAUGCUUUUGGCAGCUGGAACUCAGUGGCAGCCUAAUAACCCCACCCAACUCUCAAUUUUCUUUUGUCGGAUUCUCUUACUCGAGUUAGUAAGAUACCUCACCAUUUGUGUGUGUGUGUGUGUAUGGAUGCUUGUGUGGAUCUAUGUGGUUAAAACAACAAUACAGCCUCAGCUUAGUCGCUGGCAAAUUCAGCAAGCAAACAAACGGCUUGCUGGUGUCAUUACAGCGGCCCGGAGGAUUUUCUGGACAUCAGUGUUGGCCGAGAUGUUCCCCAGUGCCGUGCAGCCAAUGACAGCUGGUCCUUUUCCUCAUCCCUUGUUUGCGACGGCUUAACCUGUUUAAUCUCUGGGCUUUGAUGCUGCAUGUGAGUUAGCAAGGAGGUGGACGCAGGGCUACCCCUAACACCACUACUUAAUAGGACUGGGAAUGUGGGAUUAGAGUGCAUCUCAAGAUGUGUGUUCAUCUGUUGCCGUGCGGUCAGAGGAACAGAAUAUUAAAGUCCGGCCAUGCGUGGCUUAAAGGCAGAAUAUAAUACGCUGGUUGCAGUGUUCAAUUCCAUUCACAUCGACAGUUAUGGUUUUAAGAUUCAAGCGAGCAAGUGUUUUUUUUUUUCCAUCAUCUUUUUUUUUAACAUCAUCAUUCCUUUUUCAAUGUCCAUAGGAAAGAUAAGAAUAUUACAACAGAAUUAUCUUCAGUCUGGCAACUGGUUCAAGAACCACGCUUAGCCACUCUAUCAAAGAGUCUUCAGUCACCAGACUUCCCACACUUCUUUUGUGCCUGAAUAAUGCAAAGCUUUCCACUGGUCAGAAGAAUUGACCAAGAUCUUCCACUCAUUCACUCACUCACUCACUCACUCACUCUGCAUAGUCCUGUUGAGUACUGUUACGUUUGGUCUGCUCUCUGUGAGUCGGCGGCUGGCUGUUGUCUGACGGAAGUCAGAGGGAUUCCAGAUGUGCAUUGUUUGCAUUUUGACAGUCCUGUCGGUCCUGACAAGGGCACGGCAGACUGUAAAAGCCCCUUCUGAUGGGGUCAUGUCAGUCCACCUCUGCGAUGACCACAUCCCUGGCAUGUCCAUCCGUCUGCCGUCUAGGAUGCCAAACUACUCUAAACCCUCUGAGAGUCCUACAGCAUGGGCCUCUCCGCUAUCAGAGUGGCUGUGACUGCAGUGCUGAUGGGAUUGUUCCGAUACAGACCAUUUGUUGAGCUCACGACACUAGGGUUGAGGGGAGCCUGAUAGCAUUCACAUUUUUAUGAUUAUCGUCUUUUUUCCAUGACUAUUACUAUGCACAUUUGCCACACAAUGGGACUAAAAGCGCAGUAUGUCUUUUUAAAGGGAAACAAAAAACGGUUACCACAAGGGGACUGUGCAGCUUACUUUUUUUCCUUCUUUUUUUCGUUUAUACCAAAGUCUUUAAAAGCCUGGCUAUUUCAUUUCACGUGUCAUUGUUUUUGUUUAUAUGCUAAUGGUGCCAUGGAGCAUUUGUUAGCGUCCGAAGAAGUGCGAAGAAGUGCUGAAACGUUUGUGUCCCACAGAGAAGGGAACUGCCUAUCUAAAGACUUUUUAGUUUUGAGAGUUUUCGAUUUUAUGUAGAGCAUGAUGAGAGAUGAACAAUAAAUAUAUACUUUUUAAAAAUUAAAAAUCACAACUGUUUAAAGGGUUGUGUGCGACUGCACAGAUUGUGAUCGAACUGAACUGAGCUUCGAAAAACCAUUCUGGUGGCAUUAUACUUUUUUGUUUGGUGGUGGGGGGCUAAUUCUUGUACCAGGACUUCUUUUAUUAGUUUCCAUAGGGCAGGGUAGCUUUUUUCUUUUGGGGUGAGCUGUCUAUCAAAGGGAACAGCAGUUAAGCACAACAUUAGGCGGGGAUUACACUGGCCAGCAGCAAGCGGCAGGUUUCCUAUUGUUCUCUAUGGUUCGGCAGCGGAACGGUGGCAGCGCUAGCGUUGAACAAGCUGAGCAUUGAACUUGGUUCAACUUUCAAAGCCCAACGCGAGCAUAUUCAAUUGCCAGUUUAGGCAAACCAUUUGUGUUACUUAGGAACGAGAUAGAACUUAUGGUCUGAGCGUUGCGUUACUUGCGCUUGCUGCUUGCCGCUGGCCAGUGUGAUCCUCGCCUUAGUAUCUUACUCUUUUUUUUUUAAUUUAUUCUCAUCCAUUUUGUUUUUUAUUUCUGGACAAUGUGCAACGCCUUUCUUGGGAAGCUGCUAUUGUUGUUCACUGUGGAAUAUAGGAACGUCUAGUCAUCUUUAUGUCUCUCAUGUCUCAUUUUCUUUAUCCAGUAAAAUUGUGUGUGUGUGUGUGUGUGUGUGUGAGUGUGAGUGUGAGAGAGAGAGAGACCCCAGCCACAUGUGACGUAUGCAAUAAACCGUUUACUGGGUUGCUGUAGCAGCAGGCAUCCAGAGAGGUUGUACAAACUUUGCAAUCCAAGCACAAUGUGCACAUGUGACCAUUUUUAUGCAGGAAAAAAAAACGUGUUUAUAUAAGAGUUGAAUCUUUGUGCUUUAAAUUGCUUUUUAAGAAGUUGUAAAAUAAAGGCCUCUUUUUCCUAAAUGUGUCUGCCUGUGUUAAACAUGUCAGGUUUAAGAAAAUAAAGUUCAUGUUGAAUAUU
Messenger RNA from Alosa sapidissima (American shad), 6370 nucleotides. RefSeq names its product glucuronic acid epimerase b (gene glceb). The record is from RefSeq and is a predicted model, not a curated record. Gene Ontology annotation, cellular component: Golgi apparatus. NCBI's taxonomy places the organism in Eukaryota, Metazoa, Chordata, Actinopteri, Clupeiformes, Clupeidae. Gene Ontology annotation, molecular function: heparosan-N-sulfate-glucuronate 5-epimerase activity. Gene Ontology annotation, biological process: heparan sulfate proteoglycan biosynthetic process.